This is a messenger RNA of Agrilus planipennis (emerald ash borer), 2297 nucleotides long. RefSeq lists its product as uncharacterized. Lineage: Eukaryota; Metazoa; Arthropoda; Insecta; Coleoptera; Buprestidae. The transcript has 2 exons. The coding region runs from base 508 to 1506 and encodes 332 amino acids. The record is from RefSeq and is a predicted model, not a curated record.
AACUAAACUGUAAUGUAGGAAUCCAACUGCUUUUGCUAAAUUAUUCAUUAGUAUACUUAAUUUUAAUUUUUAUAUAAAACGAACUAACUUAUCAUAUACUAUAUGUUAUAUAUACAUCUAAUAUCUAGUAUCAUUACCAAAUGAAAAGACUGGAAUUUUCGUGGGUGAAUAUCCUCGAUGAAACAUUUUUAAUAAGGAAUCAUUCUACCUGUUUUUCCUUAAUAAAUGAAAACAUUUCUAUGUUCUAUUACAUGCUACGAUAAAUAACUACCACUAAAACAAAAUUAUAAAUGAUAAACUGAUAAAACAGCUGAAAAACAUGUAAGUUGGUAACAACAUUUCCAACAAAGGGUAGACAUGUUAGAUUUUAGUACACGCUUAUAGCGUACAAUAACCGCUACAGUUGGUUAUCAAAUUAAAGUAAAAUAAAGCAUUUCUUCUAAAAUGAGUUGGGGUAAGUGACCUUUUUCUUCACUAUCUUCUAAUAGUAUCUAACUAUUAGUUAAAAUGAUAACUUUUUAUACAGAAACGCGUUCAACAAAUGCAUCUCAAAAUUCGGUCGGUUCUGAUUCAACGUUUUGUGAAGAACUCGAGAAAAAUAACCGUUCUUUAAGAAAACGAACUUCCUUGAAGUAUUCGCAAUCUUCUUUUAAUUCCCAGACGCAAAUAAAAACACUGCCCAUAAAAAGUAAAACAAAUGAGAACAAAAAAUAUAAAAAGAUAUUAGAAGACUGUGUUUUUAAAAUUCGUAAUCAUCUCCGUAAAAUACGAAUAAUGUCAAUAAAUGAAAUCCAGAGUUUAGUAAACGAUAUCAAUAAAAUUAAUACUUCUAAUAGGGAAAGUCAAGCGAUGAAAGGAAAGGUGUUAAGACAAUUAAGAAGUUUAUUUGAAGAAACAACCGAAAUUGAGCAACGUUUCAGCUCCUUAAAUAUAAGUAACUCGCAGGCAAUUAAUAUUUUUCAAAAUUCUUGUUCAAAAUCUUACCAAGACGUUACAGUGAAUGAUAGCGAAAAUACGAUUACAAGCAAUAAAAGUAAUGGUGAAGAAUUGGAAAGUUCUUUUUCUUUUGAUUUUGUAAAUGGUUCUGAAGUUAAUAUAAAUCAAUUUCCAAAUUGUACUCAUUCUUCUUCUAUUGUUAAUACUAUACAAAAAGAUUUAAAGAAGUUGGAGGAAAUAGAUAUGUUAAAAAAUCAGGAUCCUACCAAUAAGUAUUAUGAAGAAAUACUUCAAAAAUCUUCAACAAUUUCGCUUUCAUUUGAUGAAGAUAUGCUUUCUAAUGUGAAUUUCAAGACGCCAACCGCAAAAACUUCAUUAUGUACACAAUUUGACUCAACUAACAUAAUAGAUGAUAUACAAUCUGAAAAAUCGAAUAUAUCAAAUAAUAGCCCCAUAUGCCAAGCAAAAGAAGAGAUAUUUAAUUUUUUGCCAAAAAAUAUGGAUUCUGAAGAUAUAAUCCCUUCAUCUCUUAUAGAAAACAAUACAAAGAUGAAAGCAAUGUUGAUGUAGCAUUAAAACUUGAUUAUAACACUGGACACUUAAAAUCUAAACGUAUUACUUCUCCAAUAUUAAAGAAGAAAAUGAACUACAAAACACAAAAGUACAGAUAUACAAAAUAUUCCAGAAAAUAUAAAUUAAAGAAUAUUCGAAAUAAAGUCAAAUUAAAUAAUAUUAACAUUUUGCAACAAGUUUGUGUAGUGCCAUCUCAAAUAAAACUUUAUUCUCAAGCACAGCAGUUCGACGAUACAAAAGAAUUUAAUACAUUAGAAGGUAAUAAAAAUACAGAAAAUCUAAAAUAUAAUCAAACUGCACCUAAUUUAACAGAUUAUUUAAUUAAUGAGAAUGUAUCAGCUGCAGAUUAUGAUAAAUUUGAAUUUAUGAUUAACAAAAAUUCUGUAUGUAAUAAUACUGGCGAAGAGUUAAAAGCUUUAAAGAAUGUUAUUGAGAGAGUACAAAAGUUUAAACAUGAAUUUGCAAAUUGGAUAUUACAAACAGCAGUGGAAGAAUAUUCAAAAAAAAGUAAUCAUAAAUACGUAAUGCAAAAUAUAACAGAAGAAAAGGAUAUAACAGAUUUAAAUUUUCAAUUAACAGCACAGGAGAAAAUUCAAAAUGAUUCUAAAAUUAAUGAGAUAGCCAAUGUUUACAGAGACAAGCUUACAAUUGAGGGACUUCCCAAAUUUGAAGAAUUUUCAAAUAGACCCUUUUGUGUUGAUUUUGACGAAAUUGAUAAAAAAUAUCAACAAUGAGUAAUUUAAUUUCGUAUUUCGUUUACAUUCCAUGUUAACUUUUUUUUAAUCAUU